UAACAACAACAUCAUCAGGUCAACUAAAAGCGUCGCAGUUAUUGUUAUCAGUAGCGGUAUUAUUGCCACCACCUCGAUAUAAUAUAUAUACAACCAGUAAUGAAAUCAUAAUUUGUUUAAUUGCACCGGGACUAAAAAAGACUACGUUAGAAAUAUUCGUCUAUGAUGCAAAAAAAAUUAUUAUAAAGUAUACUAAUUACAGAAUAGAAGGUGGUGAAAAGGUAAAGGAGGAUUUCGUCUUACCUUUAGGUGAGGAAAUGGCAUUUGCAAUAGAGAUUCCAGAAAAUAUUGAUCCCUUUGAAAAUGCGGAAGUGGAAAUACGUGGUGGAAUCGUGAAAAUAAAAGUUGCAAAAGCAACAAAUCCUUUAAAAAAAAUGAAAUUCAACUAUGUUUAA
Ambispora gerdemannii is the source of this 395-nucleotide messenger RNA. The record is from the annotation of a GenBank genome assembly. Lineage: Eukaryota; Fungi; Glomeromycota; Glomeromycetes; Archaeosporales; Ambisporaceae.